GUUGGCAACACUACAAAUUGCUCGAGCUUCGCGCCAAAACACCCAGAAAAUACCUUUGUGUGCUUCUGCCGCUUACGCCGGACACUCGUUUAACAUUUUAGGUCGGCAUAAUGGAAGGGUUUGACGAUCCUGGUGUGUUUUUCUCCGACAACUUUGCCGGCGAGGAUCAUCAAAGUGAUGUCAACACCACCUUUCUUGGAACGAAAAAGAAACUUAAAGACUUCCUGCGCCAGUUUCAUGAAGGCAACUUCAACUACAAAUACAGAGAUGCCCUCAAAAGACAGUACAACCUUGGCCAGUAUUAUUUGGAAGUCAACCUGGAGGACUUGGCCAGCUUUGAUGAAGCUCUGGCUGAUAAAAUGUACAAGCAACCUACCGAACAUCUCACUGUAUUUGAAGAAGCUGCAAAGGAGGUUGCCGACGAAGUCACUGCGCCGCGUCCAGAGGGGGAAGAGAAGGUGGAGGACAUCCAAAUCCUUAUCUCUUCUGAUGCAAACUGUUUAUCCCUUCGUGAUAUGAAGUCUGAUUUUGUGUCACGAUUGGUGAAGAUCCCUGGUAUUGUAGUAGCAGCAUCCGGUAUCAGAGCUAAAGCAACCACAAUUGCUAUCCAAUGCCGAUCAUGCCGGAAUGUAAUCCCUAACUUGACCGUCAGGCCUGGUUUGGAUGGCUAUGCCAUGCCCAGAAAGUGCAACACAGAGCAAGCUGGUCGUCCUAAAUGUCCCCUCGAUCCAUUUUUCAUCAUGCCAGACAAGUGCAACUGCGUCGAUUUCCAGACAUUGAAACUGCAGGAACUUCCUGAUUCCAUUCCUCAGGGAGAGAUGCCCCGCCAUCUGUCAAUGUAUUGUGACAGGUACCUUUGUGAUCGUGUUGUACCUGGUAAUCGAAUUACUGUACUUGGUAUCUACUCAAUCAAGAAAAUUGCCAGACAAGGAAGGAUGGAUGGCAGAGAAAAGGGAAUUGUGGGUGUGAGGGCUCCCUAUCUCAGAGUGGUUGGAAUUCAUGUAAACAGUGAUGAGGCAGGCCACAGCACUGGUGUUACUAUUUCUCCUGAGGAGGAAGAUCUGUUCCGCAGGCUUGCUGCAAGUCCCAACAUUUAUGAAAGAUUAGCCAAGAGUGUUGCCCCUAGCAUUUUUGGUUUUGCUGACAUCAAGAAGGCCCUUACUUGCCUUUUGUUCGGUGGUUCAAGGAAACGGUUGCCUGAUAAUCUCACAAGAAGAGGAGACAUCAACAUUCUGCUACUUGGAGACCCUGGUACUGCAAAGUCUCAGAUCCUUAAAUUUGCAGAGAGGGUGGCACCAAUUGCUGUCUACACAUCUGGCAAAGGUUCAUCUGCUGCUGGUCUUACUGCAUCUGUGACACGAGACCCAGUUUCCCGAAAUUUUGUAAUGGAGGGAGGUGCUAUGGUUUUAGCGGAUGGGGGUGUUGUCUGUAUUGAUGAGUUUGACAAAAUGAGGGAAGAUGACAGAGUAGCCAUCCAUGAAGCCAUGGAGCAACAGACCAUUUCAAUUGCAAAGGCAGGAAUCACAACUACCUUGAACUCCAGAUGUUCUGUGCUUGCUGCCGCUAAUUCCAUUUUUGGUCGUUGGGAUGAGACUAAAGGUGAAGAAAAUAUUGACUUCAUGCCCACCAUCUUGUCUCGUUUUGACAUGAUCUUCAUUGUCAAAGAUGAACAUAAUGAGAAUAGGGAUGUGACACUUGCAAAACACAUCAUGAAUGUACACAUGAAUGCAGGACAGUCCUUGCAAGAAGCAGCAACUGAAGGAGAAAUAUCUCUGCCAGUAUUCAAGAAGUUUAUUAACUAUUGUCGUCUUCGCUGUGGUCCACGCCUUUCUCCAGAAGCGGGUGAGAAACUUAAGAACCGCUAUGUUUUGAUGAGGAGUGGAACUCGGGAACAUGAAGUUGAGACUGAUAAAAGAAUGUCCAUCCCCAUCACAGUGAGGCAAUUGGAGGCAGUUGUGCGUAUCUCAGAAUCCCUUGCCAAAAUGAAGCUUCAACCUUUUGCUGGAGAAGAAGAAGUCAAUGAAGCACUUCGAUUAUUCCAAGUAUCAACACUUGAUGCUGCCAUGUCGGGGUCCCUUGCGGGUGCUGAAGGAUUCACUUCAGAAGAAGAUACAGAACAGCUGGCUCGUAUCGAGCGACAACUCAAGAGAAGAUUUGCUGUUGGCUCUCAAGUGUCUGAGCAGAAUAUUGUCCAGGACUUUUUGAAACAGAAAUAUCCUGAAAGAGCCAUUAUGAAAGUGAUUUACACAAUGAUCCGACGAGGAGAACUUCAGCACAGAAUGCAGAGGAAAAUGUUGUACAGAUUAAUUUAAAUCACUGCCUGUACCCGGUCCUUAUGUAUGUUUUAACUUUAUUUAAUGAUAUGUCUUUAAAAUUAAUUUACUGUCUUUGAAAUUAAUUUUCUUAAUGUGCCUUAUGCUACAGUUUUAAGAAAUAAAUUGUGCUUCUGAUUCUUUCAAAAUUA
Messenger RNA from Thrips palmi, 2464 nucleotides. It is a transcript of the gene Mcm5, whose product is annotated as DNA replication licensing factor Mcm5. The coding region runs from base 111 to 2312 and encodes 733 amino acids. NCBI's taxonomy places the organism in Eukaryota, Metazoa, Arthropoda, Insecta, Thysanoptera, Thripidae. Gene Ontology annotation, cellular component: MCM complex; nucleus. Gene Ontology annotation, molecular function: 3'-5' DNA helicase activity; ATP binding; DNA replication origin binding. Gene Ontology annotation, biological process: DNA replication initiation; double-strand break repair via break-induced replication; DNA replication. The transcript is spliced from 14 exons. The record is from RefSeq and is a predicted model, not a curated record.